This is a messenger RNA of Drosophila subpulchrella, 1054 nucleotides long. RefSeq names its product ubiquitin-conjugating enzyme E2 11-like. Lineage: Eukaryota; Metazoa; Arthropoda; Insecta; Diptera; Drosophilidae. The record is from RefSeq and is a predicted model, not a curated record. Bases 220 to 927 code for a protein of 235 amino acids. The transcript has 2 exons.
CCAUUCAGUUCAGUUUCAGUCGUUGUAAUGAAUGUUAGGAACUUGUAAAUCCUGUAUUCCAAAUUAUUGUAUUCGUAAAGGCAAAAGCCCAGAUAAAUCGCCUUUUGCAUGUGAUUGAACCACUGAAGGCCACUAGCGACCACCGAACGGACUACCAUCGAUUGGCCAGCGAAGGAGCUCAGAAAAAAAAAAGCAAAGAGACUCGGGGAAGAGAUCACUAUGGACCAACAGCCACCUUUUGUGGACAUGGGCGAUCGCGGCGAUGGCUUCCAGCUGACCGAGAACGGAAACAGCCAUUGGCAGGCGACGCGGGACAGGAUCCGGGAUCGUUUGCGGGAGCAGGAGCGGAGCCGGGAGCGGGCCAGGGAGCGUACCAGGGAGCGGAGCCUGGAGUGGGAGAGGAUCAGGCCUCCGGACGAGCAAUCCGGACGCCUGGCAGCCGCGGCCAAGAACGCCAUUCCGGCGGUACUACGUCUUGUCAAGGAACUCCAUGUAAUGGAGACCGAUCCGCCGGAGAACACGUGGGCGCGGCCCAAGUCGAUGAGCAACCUGCUCAGGUGGCGGGCCAAGAUCCGGGGACCCGAGGGCAGUCCCUACGAGGGCGGGAUCUUCGAGCUGUCGAUGAGCUUCCCGGAGGCCUAUCCCUUCGAGGCGCCCAUCGUGCGCUUCACCACGCCCCUCUACCACUGCAACGUGAACGGGCUGGGCUACAUCUGUGUGGACAUCCUGGACGAGCAGCAGUGCUGGUCGCCGGGACUCACCGUGGACAAGCUGCUGCUGUCGCUGUCGGCGCUCCUCAACGAUGCAGAUCCGCUGACCGCUUACAAUGCAGAGGCCGCUGGGCAGUAUCUGCAAGAUCGCGAGCGGUACGAUCAGAUCGCCCGCUCCUGGACCGAGCGUCAUGCCAUGGACGUGCCAUGGGAUUGAGUGGCUCCCAGUUUCGUAGUCCAUCGAUGGGUCGAGCGUGGUGCUGGAAUAGUUUUGGACAAGUUUUCGAUUGUGAUGCAGAUUGAAUUUUGGAAUAAACACGCUGGUGUGUCCUCUGUACAACAUA